AUGGCUGUCGGUACACCGCGCAACGGUACCGCGGCCUCACCCGCCGCUCGGAGAUGCGCCGACCGCCGAGGCUGUGCGCCGUGUCUUACCGCUCCACGCGCCGCGGAGCGCGAGCUUCACGCUCCAGAUAGACUCACCUCUGCUAAUCAAGAUUUCACGUCAUGUGGAUUAUGGAGAGAGAGAGAGAUAGAGAGCAAAUGUAUGCAACACUCGCGUCGUCUCCGCGCGAGUGCGUCCGCCCGGCGCGGCGCUCGGUGGCUCGACGCUACCACUGAA
Molecule: messenger RNA, 276 nt
Organism: Brenthis ino (lesser marbled fritillary)
Lineage: Eukaryota; Metazoa; Arthropoda; Insecta; Lepidoptera; Nymphalidae
Source: the annotation of a GenBank genome assembly